GUUUUUUUCUCUCUCAAACCUGAUUUCCCUUUUACCAUUAUUGAUACAAAUAUCAUUCUUAUACCUUUUAACCUUUUUUACACAUUAAUUCCGUUCUCGAUACCGCUGCCACAUAUCGUCAAAGUCAUUAAAAAUAUAUAAUGGGCUCCGCUACUAUUUCCGCGGUCGCUGACCCCAAGAGCAGCAUUGCCGAAGAGCGCAAGACACCUUCGUUCCCAAUCCGCGAGCUGACAUACUGGAUAGAUGGGGGCAAGCGCGUGACUGAUACCAAGGAGCGCAUCAUGCUGGAGCUCGAGCGUGACCCACUUUGGAAGGUCAGCGACCACCCAAACCUUACACUCGCCGAGACACGCGAGCGUGCGAUGAGCAAGGUGCGGCGAUUGGCCGACCUGGCGACCGCCAGGCCGCUCGAAGAGACCAUGCUUCGAAUGACCAUUGUCAGCGUCGUCGACCCUGGGUUCUGGACGCGGUUCGGAGUUCACUUUGGAUUGUUCUUCGGCGCACUGCAGGGCCAGGCCACGCCGUCGCAGCUCGGGUACUGGAUGGAGAAGGGCGCGUUGUCGAUGCAAGGAAUCACCGGUUGCUUCGGUAUGACUGAGCUGGGUCACGGGUCCAACGUCGCCGGGCUCGAGACCACAGCGACCUUUGAUGAAGCGACCGACGAGUUUGUUGUGCACUCGCCGACACUCACUGCAACCAAGUGGUGGAUUGGCGGCGCCGCACACACAGCCACGCAUUGCUCGGUCUAUGCCCAACUCAUUGUCAAGGGCAAGAACUAUGGCACCAAGACGUUUGUUGUUCAGCUGCGCGACACAAAGACCUUUCAGCUUAUGCCCGGAGUCAACAUUGGCGAUCUCGGAAAGAAAAUGGGCCGCGACCAGAUCGACAACGGGUGGAUCCGGUUCACACAUGUGCGCAUCCCGCGGUCGCAUAUGCUGAUGAAGCACACCAAGGUGACGCACUCGGGCGAUGUUAUUGAGCCCGCGCUCGCGCAGCUCGCAUACGGAGCCCUCAUCCAGGGCCGUGUGAGCAUGGUCAGUGACUCGGCCAACGUCGCCAAGCGCGCGCUCACCAUUGCCACGCGCUACGCCAGUGUCCGCCGCCAGUUCAGCAGUGGUGCGCCCGGGUCUGUCGAGACCAAGCUCAUCGACUACCCGAUCCACCAGCACCGGCUGCUGCCUCUGAUGGCACAGACCUUUGCCAUGAUCUUCACCGCGCGCGAGGUCUCGGCAAACUACGAAAAGCUGAUGGGCGUUCUGAGCGAUCUCGGCAACCAGUCCAAGGGUGCUGCGGCUGACGAAGCGAUCAAGGAGCUCAAAGAGACCCACGCCACCAGUGCAGGACUCAAGGCAUUCUGCACGUGGAUGUGCCUCAAUAUUAUUGACCAGUGCCGCCAGAGUCUCGGCGGCCACGGCUACUCGGCGUACACUGGUCUUGCGCAGGCAUACUCGGACUUUGCCGUGCACUGCACGUGGGAGGGCGACAACACCAUUUUGACGCUACAGUGCGGCCGCUACUUGGUGGCUACCGCGCUCGACGCUCGCAAGGGCAUGCCACUGCCCGCCAACCUGUCAUACCUCAAAGCCGCCAUAUCCAAGGAUGGCUCGCUGUCGGCAAAGACGUGCAAGGGCAACUCUGCCGAGCAAGUAAGCUCGUUGGACACGCUCAAGGCCGCCUGGAGCAGCGUUGCAGCCAAUGCCAUUCUUAAUGCUGUGCGCGACUUUGAGGCCGGUCUGGCCAAAGGCCUGAGCAAGGACAACGCGUACGAGUUCUCGUCGGCCUCCCGUCUGCACGCCGCCCGCAUGCACACAUACACAUACUUGCUGCAUCGGUUUGUAGCGCAGGUCGACCAGAGCCCCGCACCACUGCGCCCGAUUUUGACCUUGCUCGCGCAGCUCUUCGGCGCGCACUCGGCCGUCCAACACAGUGGUGAGUUCCUGCAGUCGGGCUUUUACUCGGGCGCCCAAAUCGAGACGUUGAAGGGCUUUGUCAACUUUGCAUGCACUGAGAUCCGCAAGGACGCCGUGCCUUUGACCGAUGCCUUCGGGUACACCGACUAUGUGGUCAACUCGCCCUUGGGCCGCUAUGACGGCGACGUGUACGAAAAGUACUUUGAGCUGGUCACCAGCCUCAACCCGACCAAGCCCGUCCCGUACUUUGACUCGCUGAUCAAGCCACUGCUCGAGCGCACUAACGAAACUGAUUCAGGGCCCGAGCUCGAGAUUGACCAGGAAGAAUGAGUUUGUGGAAUCCUUUUUUAAUCAAUUGUCUUUUUAUUGUGCGGAGAAUUCAAAUCACCUAUUUGGUCGUCAUCAUUACGCUUACAUCCGCAGAGGCCACCGCCAAAAAAGACUGCGGAUUGGAAAUCCCUUCCGCAAAAAAUGCUUACUUCCGCUUUGGUAUUGAGAAACACGCAUGUAGAUUUAAAUCCUUUUUUCAUUUUCGUCACUCGCGACUGAAUUAAAGGCAAAGGGCACCAAUCCGGACUCAGUCAGCAGCCACCUAAAAAUAAGUGCACACACCUUAAAUAUUUGCCAACGUGAGCAUUCAUUUGGCGAGGCUCGGGGUCUUUGGCCUUUUUGGCCUCCCUCUUUCUCCAGCUUCUUUAUAACUGCACUUUACUGUAUUAGUUUGUCCGUUUUGUGGAGCAUUGUCGAGCAGAGAAUUUAUUCUUCAAAUAAACGCAUAUUAGC
Kickxella alabastrina is the source of this 2693-nucleotide messenger RNA. RefSeq names its product acyl-CoA dehydrogenase/oxidase C-terminal. Gene Ontology annotation, cellular component: peroxisome. The record is from RefSeq and is a predicted model, not a curated record. The transcript has 2 exons. Gene Ontology annotation, molecular function: acyl-CoA oxidase activity; FAD binding; fatty acid binding. NCBI's taxonomy places the organism in Eukaryota, Fungi, Kickxellomycota, Kickxellomycetes, Kickxellales, Kickxellaceae. The coding region runs from base 141 to 2240 and encodes 699 amino acids. Gene Ontology annotation, biological process: lipid homeostasis; fatty acid beta-oxidation using acyl-CoA oxidase.